AUGGAGUUAUCAAGAAUUCAAUCAUUGGACAAAUCAACAAGCAAAACAACAAAGACAUACCAGAAUGCAGAAAUUGUUAAAUAAAAUAAAGCUUUCCUUUUCAGUGACGCAACUUCAUCUGAAGAGGAAGAAUUUAACGAAGAUGAUUAAAACAUUCCGUUAAUAGCUAAAUUAGCGACAGCCUAAUUUCAUAAGUUAUCCAAAAUUAGAGAGAAAAUCAAAAAGCAAGGUGAUAUUGAUUCUUAGGAUCUCAUUCUCAAACAGAGGGCUGAAAAAAGGAAGUAUAAAUAUGUACUUUCAUAUCGAGCAAACAUAAAACUACUAUGGGAUGCUUUCAUUAUAUGUUUAGCCUUGAUUGUGUCAAUCAUGAACAGCAUUUGCGUAUCAUUAGACCCACCUUUUAGAAGAACUGGUGGCUUUCCAGCAAUUAACCUUAUCGUUGAUUUUAUUUUCCUUCUUGAUAUGAUUUUAAUCUUUAGAACAUCUCGGCUUAAUUUUUUACUUGGUGAAGAAACUAAUGAUCCUUAUUAACUAGCACUUAUUUAUAUCAAGUCAUAUAGAUUUUGGGUUGAUAUACUAAGUAUAAUACCAUUUGAAAUGUUUGAUGAUAAAGACUUGCUUAUUUUAUUUAGUAUGCUCAAAAUUUUUAGAAUUGGAAGGUUCAAUAAAAUCCUUUAGAAUACCAAUCUUGUAUCCUAGAGUGUAGGUUCUAAGUUUUAUGGAAUCGACGAUGAUCUCUUUAAAUACGCUACUCUGAUCCAUUACUCAGUGCUAAUGUAUUUAAUCAAUGAGACAUCUCCCACUGUAUUAUACGAAAGACAAUUUGUGCAAGUUGUAGCUAUUAUAUCAGCAAUAGUUAAUGCAGUUAUAUUCGGCAAUAUUACCGUGCUUGUAUCUGAAUUAAAAAAGAAAGAAAAUGAAAUUCAAUAAAACCAGGAUGCUGCAUCGACUGCAAUGACUAAUCUUGAGUUACCAAUUGAUUUGAGGAUGAACAUAUAAACAUAAAUGCAAGUACUCUAGAGUACUAGGGAUGAACCAGAAGAAUUACAAAUAUUUUUGAAUAGUAUUUCAGCAAGUAAAAGGCUAAAAGUUUAAGUGUGUGUUAUGAACAGAGAACUUAGAAAUAACAAACUCAUAAGUGGUAUGGCUAAGAAGAAGUUUGAUGCUUUCAUUGAAUUUAUGGUCUCUCGCAUGGAUUUGAUUCUUUCGAAUCCAGAAGAUAUUAUUAUAAAAGAAGGAGAAUCUCUUGAGGAAAACGAUUGCAUGUAUUUCAUCGCCAAAGGUAUCUGCUAUGCUGAAUAAAAAGAUAGAAUUUUUCAAUAAAAUACUAAUAAUUAUCUUAGAAAUCUUGGGCCUGGAGACUACUUUGCAAGACUCAGCUUUGACAAAUUUAAGGAGGUUGUCUAGAAGUACCCUAAGCUUCUUACUUAAAUGAAAGGUUAAAUCAAAGGAUAUGACGAUCCUGUUACGAAAUUCAUGACAGAAACUUUAGAGAAAAUACCAUACUAUGAUUAUUUUGACGAUGAUGAUAGGAUCUCAAUAAUCUACAGCUUUACUAUGAAGAAUUACCAAAAGGGUUCAUUAAUUCAAGCCCAAGGAGAAAUUCCUUAAAAUCUUACAAUAAUAUCUCGUGGAGUCGCUUAAGUUUUUACAACAAUAAAGACUGAAGAGUUCCCUAUAGAAUAUCUAUGCCAUGGCUCAAUUAUUAAUUAGAAUAUGUUUUUGCUUUAGUAGCCCGUUUAAAUGCCAAUAAAAUGUAUUACUUAAGUGAUGGUGCUAAAUUUUUCUUAUGAAAAGCUGAAGAUAAUUAGAGAUAAGAACUCAGAGAGUAAUCUCAAUAAAGAACUUGACAUACUAAUUAAAUUCUACAGAAAGGAAGGCAUUGAAAAAAUCUACCUUGAUUACAUAACUCCAACUCCAUUCAAUUUAUAGGUUGAUGACAUAAAAUAUCCAAGAAGAUAGGAGUUAACAAGGUAAUUGAAAAAUGCAGCUAUCUAAGUACUAAUGAAUUACAGAAAGAAAAAUCACAAAGUGAAUUUUAACGAUAUGCUUAAGGAUAUAAUUAAGAAGAUCAAAGAAAAAAAGAGAACAGAGAAGUAAAAGGCAUCUCUUUUAGCUAAAAGAAUAAGCGCAGGAGAAGGCGCUGAAUUGCCAGCAAUAAGCGAGUGA
This is a messenger RNA of Stylonychia lemnae, 2169 nucleotides long. Lineage: Eukaryota; Ciliophora; Spirotrichea; Sporadotrichida; Oxytrichidae. The record is from the annotation of a GenBank genome assembly.